Eremothecium gossypii ATCC 10895 is the source of this 681-nucleotide messenger RNA. RefSeq names its product Rrf1p (gene RRF1). Bases 1 to 681 code for a protein of 226 amino acids. NCBI's taxonomy places the organism in Eukaryota, Fungi, Ascomycota, Saccharomycetes, Saccharomycetales, Saccharomycetaceae. The record is from RefSeq and is marked provisional. The transcript has a single exon. Gene Ontology annotation, molecular function: ribosomal large subunit binding. Gene Ontology annotation, cellular component: mitochondrion. Gene Ontology annotation, biological process: translation.
AUGUUCUUACUGAACGCUAGCCGCCUGGGCGCGGGGAGCAGACUGUUCAGUAGCGCUGGUGUCCAGUUUGCCAAAAAGCGUGGGCAGGCAGCGAAAGAGGCAGUGGAGGUGGACCUCGUAGAUGUAGGCGACUAUGUGAAGAAGGCCACGGAGCGCUUCCAGCAUACGGUAGAGCUACAUAAGAAGCGGCUAGGGCAGAUGAAGGCCGGGAAGCCGGACGCCACGAUGUUUGACGGGCUGGCGGUCGGGAACGAGAAGCAGAAGUUCACGGAGUUGGCGGCGACGUCCGUGAAGGGUAAGAACAUGCUGAUCGUGACGGUGUUCGACCCCAAGGACACCAAGCGGGUGGCCAGCGCGAUUGUGGGCGCAGGCCUGAACGUGACCACGGAGCGGGUGCUCGAGAACCAGCAGCAGCUGAAGAUCAGCCUGCCGCCGGUGACGACGGAGACGCGGGAGCGCCUGUGCCGGGAUAUGAAAAAGGUGUUCGAGGAAUACAAGAACUCUGCCAACCGGCACUCGCUGGGGCAUGUGCGCUCGGAGGUGCUGAAAGAGCUGAAGAAGCUAGAUAAGAAGAACGACUCGGUGAGAAAGGUGAUUCAAGAGAUUGAAAACCUGCAUAAGGAGUACACGGCCAUGUUGCAGGAGCAGCUGAAGCACGCGGAAAAAAACGCUAUGAGAUGA